Messenger RNA from Dreissena polymorpha, 9807 nucleotides. Its product is annotated as HEAT repeat-containing protein 5B-like. The record is from RefSeq and is a predicted model, not a curated record. The transcript has 38 exons. NCBI's taxonomy places the organism in Eukaryota, Metazoa, Mollusca, Bivalvia, Myida, Dreissenidae. Gene Ontology annotation, cellular component: membrane; endocytic vesicle; Golgi apparatus. Gene Ontology annotation, biological process: retrograde transport, endosome to Golgi; intracellular protein localization; endocytosis. The coding region runs from base 298 to 6432 and encodes 2044 amino acids.
ACGUUCAUAAUCGUCCUGACUAAUCUGUCAAAACUCACAGUUUAUGGGAUUCCGUCUUUUUAGUUGUGGAAACCGAUGUUAUUGUGCAUAUUGAAUAAUUUUAUUUUUCUGGUUGUUUUUUUACAUUGGUGAGUGAAUCUCAUUUGUUAUUGUUAAGCAUGUUUCUGAUUUGAAUGUUGCCAAAGAAGUUGGAGCUAUUGCAAGACCUGUCAUUCAUACUAUUCUGAAGAAAUGAAACCAGAACAACAAAACAAAAUACAGAAGUAGGAAUUCAAAGGUCAACCAAAAUCCAACACAAUGGAAUUAGCUCACAGUUUACUACUUAAUGAGGAGGCUCUAUCCAAGAUCCCAGAAAACAAGAAAAAUGUGUUUGUCUUUGAAUGGCUACGAUUUCUGGACAAAGUGCUUGCCGCUGCUCAAAAGUCGGACAUCAAAGAAAAACAGAAGCGGCUCGUCGAGCAACUGACCAAUCAGAUCAGCGAGUCUCCAGGUCCACCAACCAGGAAGCUGCUGGCACGCUGUCUGGCAACGCUCUUCAGCGUCGGAGAUUCAUUUGCUAUGUUUGAGGCCAUCAACAAGUGCAACGAGUUCGUGAAAAACAAAGAUGAUUCACCAAGCUACCUUCCCACUAGAUUGGCCUCCGUUGCCUGCCUAGGGGGUAUAUAUGAGAAGAUGGGGCGAAUGACAGGGCGGUCCUAUGAGGAGACAGUCCAGGCACUCAUCAAGUCCCUGAAAUCUGCAGAGUCCCAGUGUCGAGGUGAAACAAUGUUGACCCUUGAGAAGGUCGUGCAGGGUCUUGGGUCGGCGGGGGUCAACUCAUUCAAGGACGUCUACAAGGCUGCAAAGGUCGCGAUGACUGACAGGGCCAUGGCUGUCAGAACAGCAGCUGCAAAGUGCAUGUACCAACUUGUCAACGAGGCACCGUUCAUGUCAACGACAGAGCUAGAGACAGUUGUCUCCCUUUGUUUCCGAUCUCUUGACGGCUCCAACUACGACGCUCGUUAUGCAGUUGCUGAAAUGUUAGGCAACUUGUGUGCAACUGCCCUAAACCCAAAACCUGGGACAACACCAGCAAAAGCCAAAUUGGUCAAGUUGGAGGAUGUUCUGGGACUGUUGUCAACAGGUUUUCUGAGAGGUGGUUUUGGGUUCUUGAAAAGUUCCACAGGGGGAGGUAAUGCAGCCGUCAACAGAGAAAUACGAGUGGGAGUAACACAUGCCUAUGUGGAGUUUAUCAAAUGCAUGGGAGGCCUUUGGCUGGAGCGAAACAUCUCUGUGUUCCUCAACCAUGUCCUUGACCUGGUGGCUAACCCCCGGGCAACUCCCUCCCAUGUGGACGCCGUGUACGCCCGGAAGUGUGUCUCGUUCAUCAUACGCUCAGUGAUUGGCGGCCUGCUCGGGGAGAAGGCCCAGAUUGCUGCUGCCAAGGAGAUCUGUCAGAUCAUCGUGAGGCAGAUGCAGACUAUAGGAGAGGCCAGUGUGGAAGCCGUAGAUAGCAAGGCGCAGACAUCAGACAUUUCAGGCAGUCAGCAUGUGCUGGUGUGUGCACUACACGAGCUGGGCUGUCUCGUGCUCAGUCUUGGGACAUCAGCCAGCCCUCUAGUGGCUGAACCAGCAACAGGAAUCAUAGAGCCGGUGGUGUCUGUGCUUAUACACCCGAGUGCGUCCGCCCGUCUGUCGGCCUCCUGGUGCCUGGGAAGCAUCUCUGUAGCCCUGCCAUCCCAGCUGACCCCACUUGUGGACCGCUGUCUGGAGCGCAUGAACAAACUCAAGUCAUCGCCCGAGGCCGUGUCUGGAUACAGCAGCGCCCUGGCCGCUCUGCUGGGACGUGUCUAUCAGUGUCCACUGGGCAUACCUCAUGCCAAGGGGAAGCAAAUCUUCAACAUUGCAGAGGAGUUGUUACGAACAGCCAAUCAGAACAGUCGUCUUUCACUGCAGAGGACCCAGUCAGGCUGGUUGCUUCUUGGAGCAUUAAUGACUCUAGGUUCCCCAGUUGUGAAGGGUCACCUGCCACGCAUGCUGCUCCUGUGGAGGAACGCCUUCCCUCGGUCCGUGAAGGAGUUGGAGUCAGAGAAGGCCCGCGGGGACACAUUCACCUGGCAGGUCACACUGGAGGGCAGGGCAGGGGCUCUCGGAGCUAUGCUGAGUUUCCUGCUGCACUGCCGUGAACUGAUCACAGAGGACGUGAUACGACGCCUGCUAGCCCCACUAGAGUGCACCCUCACUAUGCUCGCUCAUCUCCCAAGUGUGAUCAAGAUAUACGGCACUCAUUUGAAGGCCAGUGCUGCAAUGGUCCGCCUCAGAAUGUAUGAUGUCCUGUCUUUGCUACCACCACAGUCCUAUGAAGGGUCCUACACGGGACUGCUACGUGAGCUCGUGGCCGAGUUCACGCUCACAGACAACCCUGCCAACACGACCACGUCUCUGCUGCGUGCCAUGUGCCACGUUGACGACAGCGUGAUACUCGGGUCCUGGCUCCAGGAGACCGACCACAAGGCUGUUGAAGAUCAGUUUGAACCCAAUCGUAAGGUUGAUCCCUGUAAUCUGCAGCCUAACAGUGCGUCGGGAUCGGGUGCCUUGGAGCAUGAUCCCCACUCGCUGUUUGUCAGGUGCCCUGUGAGUGACCCUAUCCCGGGCCCCCUGCCGCUGGGUGUGACCGUGAUUGACAGCUCAGUGCGGCUGUAUGGGCUGAUCUUCCCGCGGGUGGCCCAUAAACACCGCUACCAGAUGCUGCAGCACUUCAAUGAGUGCAUCCGCCAGGCCAAGUCCACCAGGCAGCAAGCCGUGCAGAUGAACAUAUUCACUGCCGUACUCUGUGCACUCAAGAGCUUGUCCGACACAAAGACAAAACUGGGGCCAGAUGAUGUUAAAAAAGCUGCAUUCAACUUGAUCCUUGGUGCUUUAAGCAGCACCAACCCGAUCCUGCGGUGUGCGGCAGGUGAGGCACUGGGUCGAAUGGCACAGGUUGUGGGCGACAGCAAGUUCAUAGCAGAGAUGGCCCAGUACAGCUUUGACAAACUGCGGACGGCACGUGACGUGGUGAGCCGUACUGGCAACUCUCUGGCCCUGGGCUGCCUGCACAGAUAUGUGGGUGGCAUGGGGUCAGGCCAGCACCUCAACACCAGCGUCUCCAUACUGCUGGCCCUAGCUCAGGACUUUAACUCACCCGUAGUACAGGUGUGGGCCCUACAUGCCCUUGGGCUAAUAGCAGACAGUGGGGGGCCAAUGUUCCGCGGGUAUGUGGAGCCGACGCUGUCCCUGGUGCUGCAGUUGCUGCUGACAGUACCGCCCUCCUCCGUGGAUGUACAUCAGUGCCUGGGCAAGUGCCUAUCUGCCCUCAUCACUUCCAUAGGGCCCGAACUGCAGGGUAACUCUGGCUCCAUAGCGACCGCCCGGUUGUCAUGCCUGGUUUGCUGUGCAGUCAUGCAGGACCACUCGGACUCUCUCGUGCAGGCAGAGGCGGUCUCCUGUCUCCAGCAGCUGCACAUGUUUGCCCCGAGACACGUGAACUUGGGCACCCUGGUGCCACAUCUGUGUGAGAAAUUGAACAGUCCCCACCUGUUGUUACGUCGAGCAGUGGUGGCCUGCCUUCGACAGCUGGUAACCAGGGAGGCCAAGGAAGUGAGGGAUCACGCCCUGGCGUUGGCAGGGGAUGAAGUGGGGAAGGAGGGGAAAUACGGGAUCACAGAGUCUGGGAUUGAAGGUCGCCUGUUUGCCAUGUGUGAUACUGAGGUGGAUGGGAAAAUGAUAUCCGAUAUACAGGACACUCUUGUUGGCAUGCUGCAGACACUGGCCACAAAGGAUCUGACUCGAUGGCUGAACUUGCUGCGAGAAAUUCUGUCCUCCACAGAUUCCAGUAGUGGACCUAUGGAUGAAAGUGUUACAAGCAAAGUAGAGGAAGAGGAUGAUGAUGAAGAAGACAACAAUGAUGCUGUGGAGUUCAAAGCUCCAGAUGUGGACGUUACACAUCCUUCUGUAGCCCCCAGAUGGCCGACCCGUGUGUUUGCUACUGAGUGCUUGAGAAAGAUCAUAGUGGCCUGCGAGGAAGACCCCAUCCACUUUGAUCUCGAGCAGGCAAGAAAUGCAAAGAAACAGAAAGCUGACUACUUGGUGCUGCACGUGUCAGAGCUGGUACGUAUGGCGUUCAUCGCCGCCACCUCUGACAGCAACCAGCUGAGGCUCGCUGGCCUGGCAGCCCUACAGGACAUCAUCAUAAAGUUCUGUGCUGUGCCCGAACCAGAGUUCCCCGGACACGUCAUACUGGAACAGUUCCAGGCCCAGGUGAGUGCAGCUCUGCGACCUGCCUUCUCAACUGAGACCCCAUCUGAUGUCACUGCUGCAGCCUGUGAUGUGUGCAGCACCUGGAUAGGCAGUGGUGUGGCCCGCGACCUCAACGACCUUCGCCGCGUCCACCAGCUGCUGGUGUCCUCCCUGGGCAAGCUGAGCUCGGGCAAGUCCCAGUGUGCCCUCUACAAUGAGGCAGCCUCCACUAUGGAGAAACUGGCUGUGCUCAGAGCAUGGGCUGAGGUGUACAUUGUGGCAGUGAGUCAUGCAGACCCAGGGGGCAAGGAGGAGUUGAUACGCUCCACAGACGAGGAUGAGUUUGACAACUCUGGGGAGAGCCUGCUGACCCUCGUACAGUCUGAGCUGCCUACCCUCUCACAGAACUGGUUCUACGCACUGAAAGACCAUGCGCUCCUCUCACUGCCCCAAGAGUAUUCCAAUCAGCUACCAGCCGAGGGAGGGGCGUUCUACCAUGUUGACACCCUGGACUCCGCCCGGGCCCACUACCGCAAGUCCUGGCCCUCUAUCCUGCAUGCCCUGGCCAUCUGGCUGAAGGAGGCAGGCUUUGCAAAGCUGAACAAGGGAGCUAAUCACGUGGCAGGGGAGCCUACUUUGUCUGACACUCCUGCAAACCUGUACUCCGAGGAGGCCAAUGCUGAACGGCUCUAUCUCAUCAUAGGUAUCUGUGUGGAGGCCAUGUGCAACACGACUGUCCCCCUGCCUGAGAGCACAGCGGAGGUAUGUCUGCACGCCAUACACGCCCUGCUGGAGUCAGCCUGGGCGCGCGCACAGGUCGCCAAGGAUCCCGUACUGUACAAGGAGCUACUCAACGUCAUGAACAGGGUGUUCCUGAGUCACCCGGGGGUGAAGGUACAUCUAGCAGUGAUGGACGUGGUCAAGUGUGUGGUGAUUGCUGCUCAAGAAUACCUCGACUUCCUAAAGCAAACUGAAGAAUCAAAACCGGACGCUGAUCCACCUAAAGACAAGCGGGCACUCCUGCCACUGGGUGGUGAGGGUAGUGAAACAGGGGAGAUAAUCCCGGGCCAGUCUAUCGUCUACGCCACCCUGGAGGUGUGCGUGGGGGUCAUGUCACGCCGUGUGCCGGCCCUCAACCCCUCAGCGCAGGCUACCGGGUUUCAUGUGCGGUCCAGCCCCCAGCUGACGGAUGAGGUGUGUCUGCUGCUGUCAAACGUGGUCGACGUGUUAACGGAGAUGCCCAGCUUGUGUUCUGUGGCAGGUAGCCUAUCAGUACUGCCCACAGUGUUCCACCUCCUGCUAGGCCUCCUACGUGAGAUGGCUCCACGAGGCUCUGACAAGCACUCCACCGCCGUUGUCACCUCCUGCAUCAACAGUGUACGCGCGCUGCUAAGUUCCACACGCUAUGACGGGGAUAAGAAACUGCCUGACUGGCAUCGGCUCAUCAAGAGCAGCCUGGCUACCAUCAUUAAUAGGGCAUCUCCUGAGGGAGACUACCCGGGUAUGGACGAGACCACGCUGCUGUACGUGGUCACAGUGAUGGUGAUGUGCGCACCCAAAGUGGUGGGUCAGCACGCGCCCCUCGUGCAGUCUGCCAUCCGAGUGUUCCUGGAUUGCUGGCAGUCUCCAAAUAUACCCGUGCGCCUGAAGUGCUGCCAGCUGUUCACCACACUCAUCUCCAAGCUCAGUGCGGAGGACGCCAUGCCGUACAUCCACGUGCUUGCCCCUAAGAUCGUCCAGUAUAUGUACGGGUGCACCGCCCAGCACCCGACCUCCGACCUGGAGAAGGACCUCCUGCUGGCCUGCGUCAACACAUUUGAGAUGCUGGCCGGGAUAGCCGAGGAAAGUAAACGAAUCACACUGCUGACAGUCUUUCUGCCGAUACUAGUGUCCUACCUCCUGGACGAGAAGACCCUGCCGUCUGCGAGCAGACUCCACCGAAAGAUCCACGAGGAGAGCCUGUCCCAUCUGAUGAAGAUUGGUCCCCAGUUCCCAGCGCAGUUCCGGGCCAUCAUGUCCAGCCAGGGCGAGCUCAAGUCUCGACUCGAGGCUGCCAUAAAGCUCAAUGAGGAGAUGAAGUCCGCCUUGUUGAAGGCGCAGGAGAAGGCCAAGGCCGCGGCUCAGCCUGUGAAGCCCUCUAUCACACUGAAAACGAACUUUGGGAGCUUUGCUUGAUCUGGAUGUUUAUGUUUCUUUGUAAACUUAACUUAAUGGAUUAGACAGAGGGAUUACUGUGCCAAUUUAGAUUAUAGUCAUAACAAUACUGUUGACAGCGUAUAUAUGUUUGAUAGACAGGUCUGACUAAAAAAUGGUAGUAUUCUAAAUGACUUAAACACCAGCAAUCAUAGCAAUCGUAUUCCUGCAUCAAACCAGCAUUUUUACAUUGAUCAUAUUUCCUACUGGAGUCAAAUUCCAACAAGUCUUUAAGAGGUCAGUAAAUGUUUAAAAGAGACUUCUCUUUUGUACAUCGAAGCCUUAAGUUAAGGCCAUGUUAAAAAUGCUUUAACAAUAUAUGCUUGUCGAUUUCUCAAUUUAUUAAUGAAAGUUUGUUAGCACUGAGUGUUUGUUUUAAAUUUUAAUAUGUUAGGAAAGCUGACUUUUCAAAUAAAUUGUUUUCCUUUGAAAUUAAAGUACACAUGUUACUUAAACUGCUGAUAUUGGUCUGUGCGCAUGUGUGGUACUUUAAUGUAUUAUUUUAUACAGAUGUUUAACUUGUAUGGUACACAUACUCAGAUGGGAUAUGAUUUUUAAAUGUCUUGGAUGUUAGUGAUUACUUUAUUUCAGAGGUGCGUGAAAAUCCAACGUUUAUAUUGACAAUUGAACAGGACUAGAAAGUAAGGCUUGAAAUUGCAGAUACAUACUUCUCAUUGGCAAUAAUGUUGAACACUUCAACAUUUUUGCCUAUAGUCUGCCAUGGCAUUGAAAACCUGUUGACAAUGCCACUUGCAUAAUAGUCACAGGAUAAGGAUUGAAAUUACUACAGUAGGGUAGAUAUGCUGCCAUGUCUGUGUACAGUAGGGUAGAUAUGCUGCCAUGUCUGUGUACAGAAGGGUAGAUAUGCUGCCAUGUAUGUGCACAGUAGGGUAGAUAUGCUGCCAUGUCUGUGUACAGUAGGGUAGAUAUGCUGCCAUGUCUGUGUACAGUAGGGUAGGUAUGCUGCCAUGUCUGUGUACAGUAGGGUAGAUUUUCUGCCAUGUCUGUGAUAAUUGCACAAGUAUGUGGCUGUGUUUUGUAUGGCGCAGUAUUAGUUACAUUUUAUCAAACAUAUUGCUCUUUAAAAAAAACUUUGGUUGAUACAUCAUAACAAUUGUUGGUGCUAAAACUUUUUGUAAAAAGCAAAAACACGUAUGUGCUAUUAUUUAUUUUGCCUCAUAAUUUCUUUUGAAUUCUAUUGAAGCAUGUCAUUUGUUCAAAGGUCAAGGACUUGGUCCUCAUUAUGUACAUCCCUGAGGUAUAAUACGAACAAGGCCUCAUGAUACAUAACAUUAAUACAUAAUUUGAACAUAAUUAACAGACAACUAUUUAAUAUGUUGUUUCACUAUGAUAAUGCAAUCUAAAAAUACAUCUGCCACUAUUUAUUUGCAUUGUAUUUUAAUCUGGAAAUGUGUAUUUAUAUAAGCAAUUGAUCAUUGGUUGUGUUCAUUGGCAUUUGUAUUUGCAGUUUAACUGUUGCCCUGAAGUGAUGGUAAGUACAUAUUUAACUUUAUAAAAUACAAAUGCCUUUCAUCAAAAAAUUUGUUUUUAAUUAUAUUGCAUAUUGGCAAUACAAUUGCAUAUAUAAGUAUGAUAAUAUGUUUUACACUAAAUUUAGAAGAAUUGAUUUUCACAUUAAAAUUAAUCAUAAUAAUUUGAGUUUUAAAAAUAAUGGAAUAGGCAUAUGUGCGUUAUUUUUAACCAGGUUUUCCGAAGGAAAAAACUGGUUAUUAGAUUGGCGAAUGCUGGCGGGCGGGCGGAACAAGCUUGUCCGGGCCAUAACUUUGUCGUUCAUUGUGAGAUUUUAAAAUCAUUUGGCACAUUUGUUAACCAUCAUUAGACGGUGUGUCGCGCGAAAAAAUUACGUCAAUAUUUCCAAGGUCAAGGUCACACUUUGAGUUCAAAGGUAAAAAAUAGCCAUAAAUGAGCUUGUCUGGGCUAUAACUAUGUCAUUCAUUAUGAGAUUUAAAAUCAUUUGGCACAUUUGUUCACCAUCAUGGGACGGUGUGUCGCACGAAAGAAUCACGUCAAUAUCUCCAAUGUCAAGGUCGCCACGACUAAAAAUAGAUUUAUUUUAAAACAAACUUACAAAGGGGGUUAAUUUUGUUUGUUCAUUUCAAAAUUUCAGUUUGAGUUGUCUCCCUUUAUCAGAUUUUUUUUCACAAUGAAAACCUGGUUUUGUGACAAUUUUGUCCCUUGUUUUCUUUACAAUAAGUUGUUAACAAAUUGUGAAAAUUACUGUAGUAAUGAUUUUGAUUGUGAAAGUUACUGUAGUAAUGAUUGUGAUAGGAAAAUGUGUGUUUUUGAUUUUAUUUAAAACAAAUGUGCAAUAAGUUGUAAAGAUGAAUGAACAAUUAUUAUGAUCUUUCAUCUUUUUUUAACUUAACUUGAGAAGGGAAAUCAUGACAAUUUGUCCAUGUGAAUCCUGUAUCUUUACAAAUUGUUUUUGAAAGGAAAGUUGGUAAUGUAUUUGAAACAAACAAUAAUUGUAACUUAAUCUGUUAUUUUUAGUGCCAAAUGGUAAACAUUAUUAUGUGUUUUCAGAACAUCUCUUUAAAGUUGUUUACCAAAAAUUAUUAUUUCAUGUUUUAUGCAUAUUUGUAUUUAUACAUUUCUUAGUAUAGAAGCAUUAUGCUUAAAAAUCACAUAUCUAAUUACACGUCAUGCAUAUGCUUUACAAAAGGAAUGAUAGCAUCAUUUCAGAUGUUCAAGAGGACAGUGAUAUAUAUAUAUAUAUAUAUAUAUAUAUAUAUAUAUAUAUAUAUAUAUAUAUAUAUAUAUAUAUAUAUAUAUAUAUAUAUAAUUUUGUGUGAGUGUUUUUAUAUUUCGGUUUAUAUAUAUUAUAUAACGAAACUUGUGACAUUAAACGUAUACAUUUAUGUCUAAUCUAAUUAAGUAUUUUCAAUUACACAUGGUUAAUAUUCUUGUUAUAUUCCUGUUUAUAAUCUGUACAUUUUCAGUUAAAUAUUGUUACACCCCAACAUAUAUAAUUACUUAAGUUUUGCAAUUAAUAAGCCCACAAAUAUGUUUAUUUUAAUAAUUAAAUUAUUUUUCUUAUACAUGUAUGUACAUAAAUUUGUAUAUGUACGUUUGUAAAUAAUAAUGUGGUGAAAGAGGUAAAAUUAUUGUUUAAAGCUUGUAUAUUAAAUUAAGCAUGUAAAUAUAAGUGUGUAAAUCAUGUUUACAGUCGUGAACUAUAUGAUGAACAUGGAAAUGUAUAUUUUGUCAUUUUGUAUAUUAUUGAUCUUUAUGUUAAUGAUGUUUUCAUUAUGAAUAACGGUUAUUUAAAGCCAGCUUGUAACUAUGUAGCUUGGAAUGUAGCGAGUUAAUCAACGCUAAUAUACUGACAAAGCAUUA